AUGAGGAGUCCUCCGCUGCGUACCACCGCCAACCUCGUCGCCCGUCACAUCCACAGCGCCAGCAUCGUGACUGCGGUGCCUCGUCCCCGCCGUGCAUUUCAUCUCACCACAUCUGCCAGCCUGCCCCGGAAGCGCAACUUCUUCACAUCAAACCCAUAUCUGUCGUCACAGGCCGGCGAUGGCGACGAAGCGUCUUCCCGCAGCGGCGGGCAGCAAUCAGGCACCGCCAACAGCUCCAAUGCCUCCUCUCCGGUAGCAAAGCGAAAGCCGACUCGAGCCACGCCGACCAAAAACUCCCUUCGUCGAGUCGCCAUCAUCGCCCAGCAGCCGAAGCGGGGCAGCAGUGAGCAUGGCAAUGGCAAUGGCAAGCUGGGCCUGGACGCCGCAGAGGCCGAUCCGUCCAACAUGAUUAGCGCAACGUGCAUCGCCGAGGCCUUUAAUAUGCCCGUUGUGAUGGAGAUCUUGUCGUCGCAUGGCUUCGCAAUUGAUCCCGACGGCACCAGCUUCGACGCCGCAGAGGUUGUCCACGCAAGGGGCGUCAACGGCGGGGACAUUUUUGUAUUCCCCUCGGGCACAAUUGUGACGUGGUCGCUGCCCCCCGACGUCGUUACGAAGCAGAUUUUGCGGGCAGCGGAGGAGCCUCACCCUGACAGCCUGCGAGAGGUUGAGGAUCUCGAGUUCACCACCGACAACGGCCGCGAGACGAGCACGCUCAAGGGCGACAUUGUCGUGUUGGGCACCCGCAAGGAGCACAAAGAGGGCGACACUCUCGACACAACGCUGGCCAAGAUUGCCUUUUCGUCUGGCCUCGCCCGCAGCACCAAGCUGGCCGUCCUCGAGGCCGCCCUGACGUCCUACUUUGAGAGCACACGGAACAUCCCGGCCCUGCUCUCCCAGGGCGCCGGCGUCCCACUCAGCCGCAAAUUCAUCCUACAAAAGACAGGCGAGCUGCUCAGCCUCCGCGCCAAGCUCAACCACUACUCGGAGCUGACGGACAACCUUCCGGACAUCUUCUGGGACAGCCGGUCCGAGCUGGGGCUGGAGGGCUACUACGACCAGGUCGGCCGCGCGCUCGACGUCAACGUGCGCAUCCGUGCACUCAACCAGAAGAUGGACUACGCACAGGAGAUUGCGACCGUUUUACGCGAAAUGUCUAGCGAGCAGCACGGCACUCGGCUAGAGUGGAUCAUCAUUGUCCUCAUUUUCGUCGAGGUCAUCUUUGAGCUGAGGAGGAUUGUCAUUGAGUACAGCGAGAAGGCGCAGGCUGCCAGGGAGCUAGAUGCUGAGAUGUAA
Messenger RNA from Trichoderma atroviride IMI 206040, 1293 nucleotides. RefSeq lists its product as uncharacterized. Lineage: Eukaryota; Fungi; Ascomycota; Sordariomycetes; Hypocreales; Hypocreaceae. The record is from RefSeq and is a predicted model, not a curated record.